CGUGGAGGGAGCGAGCGCUCCCCGGCCGGCACAGCGGGUUCGGCUGCGCGGCGGGCUGAGGCGGCCGCGGGCCAGAUCGCAGGAAGCGAGCGCUGGUGACGGACGUGGUGGAGGGCGCUCCUGCACAGCUCCUGGACGUUGGCCCAGGCUGAUGGCAGAUGAUGUCAGCCACCAACAACACAGCGCAGGCCCGCAAGCUGGUGGAGCAGCUCCGCAUCGAAGCCGGGAUCGAGCGCAUCAAGGUCUCCAAAGCGUCCUCGGAGCUCAUGAGCUACUGUGAGCAGCACGCCAGGUCCGACCCCCUGCUGGUGGGCGUGCCGGCCUCCGAGAACCCCUUCAAGGACAAGAAGCCCUGCACCAUCCUGUAGCGCCCGCACCACCACCGCGCUCAGCCCAGACCCGAGCCUGAGAAGCRCAGGGCUGGCGGCCCCUCCAGGCCACACUGGACGCACAGCCCUGCCUGUCGCCAACACACGCGGGCCUGAGUCCGCGGCCAGCGGUGGUCCAGGACCCUCAGUGUCACGGGCUCAGUGGGGAGGCGGACAGGGCAGUUCCCUCCAAGUGGGGCGUCUGCAGAGAGUCCACGCUGGGCUGCCGGGAUGCGCCUCGUGUGACGAGCAGAGGUCAAGUUGGGGUGGAACGAGGCUGACAUCAUGAGAUUUGGGGGCGAUAUUCCUCCCUUCCAUUUGAAACAGUGUCACUCCCCACUCUGAAACCCGCUGCUCAUGGCUGACCCAAGCUGAGCUGUGGGAGGAUGCACAGGUGGACUUCCAGGGCGGGGAGGGGCUCCUCUGUGAAACGCACCCUGUGAUGCCAAAUGUCACUCCCUGUGUGGCAUUUGCUACUCGGCCCCACCCUGUCCCUGGGGGCCCACCCGGCACAGACGGGCUUUGGGGAUCUGAGGUGGGGAGUGGUCGUGGGGCGCUGUGCUGCUCGGUGGCGCUCCCUGGACCGUCCUCACUUCCCCAGUCAAUGUGGCCAUUUUUCAGACAGAAGUGCAGGCUGGGGGUCUGGGCCUGGUGGGUGCAGCCCCUCGCACGGUGCCCGGGAAGCACCGUCCAGUGACCUCGGAGGCCAGGCCUGUGGCCCCGGGGCGGGCAGCAGCAG
Molecule: messenger RNA, 1107 nt
Organism: Urocitellus parryii (Arctic ground squirrel)
Lineage: Eukaryota; Metazoa; Chordata; Mammalia; Rodentia; Sciuridae
Gene: Gng7
Product: G protein subunit gamma 7
Biological process (GO): G protein-coupled receptor signaling pathway
Cellular component (GO): heterotrimeric G-protein complex
Molecular function (GO): G-protein beta-subunit binding
Source: RefSeq, a predicted model, not a curated record